Mugil cephalus (flathead mullet) is the source of this 6410-nucleotide messenger RNA. RefSeq names its product protein kinase C-binding protein NELL1-like. The coding region runs from base 135 to 2561 and encodes 808 amino acids. NCBI's taxonomy places the organism in Eukaryota, Metazoa, Chordata, Actinopteri, Mugiliformes, Mugilidae. The record is from RefSeq and is a predicted model, not a curated record. The transcript has 20 exons. Gene Ontology annotation, molecular function: protein binding; calcium ion binding.
GACCAUUCCUCCGUUCCUCCACAUCCAGGCGAGGUGAGAGCGGCGCACAGCUCCAGACGGAUCAGAGAGGGUUGGUGUGGGUACACAGCAGAGCGCACGACUCACGGACUCUGUACAGCGCAACUCCAACACUAAUGGAUAUUUACGUGGCUCUGUUUUCUUUUCUCUUUUUUACCAAACCAUCUUUGACUUUCGGAUCAGAUCAAGACUACCAGAUUGAUAUCAUCAAUGAACUUGACCUGGCAAAUGCCACAUAUGGAAUUACCCAAGUGGCGGGGCUUCACAACGGCAGCAAAGCCUUCAUUUUUCGAGAUGUUGGGAGAGCAGUUCACGCCCCGGCACACAUCACAGAAAAAGUGGUGCAGCUGUUCAGGAGUAAAAGUGAGUUUACCUUCUUGGCCUCCAUCCAGCAGAAGUCCUCAACGUCAGGAGUCAUAUUCUCCAUCCACGAGUCAGAACACAGUUACUUUGAGCUGGAGAGCAGUGGGGUGAGAGAGGAGAUCCGCUACCACUACCGCUUCAAAGGCAAGCCGCGCUCCGAGUCCUUCCCCUACCGCCUCGCCGACGGCCAGUGGCACAAGAUCGCCCUCACCAUCAGCGCCUCCCACCUCCUGCUGCACGUCGACUGUAACAGGAUUUAUGAGCGGGUGAUAGACCCUCCUCAGAUGGAGCUCACCCCGGGUAGUGGAGUGUGGCUGGGCCAGCACAGCCACAAGCAUGGUUUGUUUAAGGGCGUUAUUCAAGAUGUGAAGCUGAUUUUCGCUCCCAACGGCUACAUCACACAGUGUCCAAAUCUUAACCGCACCUGUCCGACCUGCAGCGAUUUCCUGAGCCUGGUGCAAGGCAUCAUGGACCUGCAGGAACUGCUGGCCAAGAUGACCCUGAAGUUAAACUACGCAGAGUCUAGGCUGACUCAACUGGAGGGCUGUCACUGCGAGAGGACCUGCAGCGCCAACGGCCUGGUGUACAGAGACAAAGAGCUGUGGGUUGAGCCCGAGAACUGCAGGAACUGUGCGUGUAAGAAUGGUGUGGUGGAGUGUCGCAGGAUUUUCUGUCCUCCAGCAAACUGCUCAGAAGACCUGCUGCCCGUGCAUGUCGACGGGACUUGCUGCAAGACAUGCAGACCAAAAUGUACCUACAUGGGACAGACGUUUUCUGAAGGCCAGCGCUUUUUGUCCAGGAGCUGCAGGGAGUGCAAGAACGGCCUGAUGGUGAAAGUCACCGAGACUUGUCCGGAGAUCAACUGCACCGUCAGCGAACAGGUCUUACCAGAUGGCAGAUGCUGCAAUGUUUGCAGAGGUUAUGACUUCUGCGCAGAGGGACUCAUUUGUGGAGAAAACUCUGAGUGUAAAAACAGGAAUACUAAAGCAGAGUGUGAAUGCAAGAGCGGCUAUGCCUCCAUCCAUGGGGAUUCUACUUACUGUGAAGAUAUCGACGAGUGUGCGACGCAGAUGCAUUACUGCCAGUCCAACACAGUGUGUGUCAACCUGCCCGGCAGCCACCGCUGUGACUGUCUGCCAGGCUUCAUUAGAGUGGACGAAUACUCCUGCACCGAGCACGAUGAGUGCGCCACUGGCCAGAAUUUGUGUGACGAGAACGCCAUCUGCACCAACACCAUCCGAGGACACCUGUGUACCUGCAAGCCGGGCUACGUCGGCAACGGCACCAUCUGCAAAGCCUUCUGUGAGGAGGGAUGCCGGAGCGGAGGGACGUGCGUGUCUCCCAACACAUGCGUUUGCCCAUCAGGAUUUACUGGACGCCGCUGUGAGACGGAUAUCGACGAGUGUGCGGAGGGCCUGAUUGAGUGCCACAACCACUCCCGCUGCAUCAACCUGCCCGGCUGGUACCACUGUGAAUGCAGAAGUGGUUUCCAUGACAAUGGCUCCUACCUGCUCGAUGGGAGCUCCUGCAUUGACAUCGAUGAGUGCAGUUUGCAGACACACACCUGCUGGAAUGACAGCGUGUGUGUGAACCUCCCAGGGGGCUACGACUGUGUGUGUACAUCUGGUCCGGGCUGCAGCGGGGACUGCCCACAGGAAGGAGGAAUCAGACGCAACGGAGAAGACUGGAAACCCAGCUUCGACCGCUGUGCUAUAUGCUCCUGCAAGGACGGGCAGACGUAUUGCAGGAGGAGACCCUGUGACUGCGGAGACCCCGAUGAGGAUCUGUUCUGCUGUCCUGGAUGUGACAACAGGCCCAGCAGCCAGUGUCUGGACCAGGGCGGACGCACGCUCUACCGCAGCGGAGCGUCUUGGUUGUACGGCUGCCAGCAGUGCCGCUGCAUGGAGGGGGAGGUAGACUGCUGGCCUCUAGUUUGCCCCGUGAUGAUGUGCGAGUACACGGCAGUGGUGGAAGGCGAGUGCUGCCCGCGCUGCGUCACAGACCCCUGCCUGGCUGACAACCUGUCAUAUGACAUCCGGCAGACAUGCAAGGACCCCGCAGGCAUUGCCCGCCUCAGCGGAGACACAUGGCAUAUGCCCAAAUCACCCUGCACCACCUGCAAGUGCAAGAAUGGGAAUGUUUGCUGCUCAGUGGAUCUCGACUGCCUUCAGAACAACUGAAACUCUUGUGUCCUCCUCCUUCUCCCAACAACCUCCUCUCCUUCUUUCACGAUGGGACUGCCACACCCCCUCCCCCGUCCGACGACUCUCCCCUUGGAUUCAUAAGACAGACUCUAGCACGCACAUGUGCAUGCCAGUGUGUGCACAGAAAUUACAAACACACGCUGGACAGACUGAGGUUUUGAGCCUGAGCUUUUAUGCCGUAACUCUGUCGACACAGAGUGAGUGAGUGUGUGAGUGUGUGUGGCUCAGGAGGAGACUGAGGCCACAGUCGCUCUCACCACAGCCACUGUGUUUGUGUAUAUGUCUUCGUAUUUGAUUCCAUUUCACUUAAUGUCUUGAGGAAACCCGCGUCUCAAAUCCCAAGCCAGAGACUAAAACAAUGGACAGACGUUGAGGUGCUCCGUCUGUCCGUAUUGCCUCAUCACAUAGACUCACUAUUGCUUUGUCAGCUACAAGGAAAUGUCACACGUUUUUCAUAGUCAUGGAGUCUGAGGGAAAGAUUGAAGGCGCGAAAAUGUCUUGAUAUGUAAAUCUUAUACUUUAAACUCCCAGGCGCACCAAACUAUCAUCCAACUACUGCUGGCAAUGAGGGCGGACGUUGCUUGACGUGGCCUGCAUCUGGACCUUUUGACUUUCUUUCCUUACGUUCCUUAUCUGGGUAGUUCAUACAUGUGUCAGAUCAACGGGGCUACUGUCAGAAACGCUUUGUGUCCAUGGUCAUCUAACGUCCUGCUUUAAAUAUUUUCCAACUGUGGCUUCUAAAUAUAAACUCCCUACUCAAAGUAAAUACCAUAUUAGGUUUAGCUGUAUUUGGGCGACACUUAAUACACAGUUGUUCAUUGUGAGCCUGUCCCUUCUUUCAGCCUUCAGGUCCUCAAAAUACCAACCUCAAAAUAAACCGCAUCCUUCAGAGCAUCCAGUAUCUGGACUGGAGCCUAGCUGCUGUCUGUCCUCCUGAGCCAUUAUCUCUUCAGUUUCCCACAGCCUCCGUGUCUCGGCUCUUUGAUGAGGAUGACUGCCUAGAUGUUUGACUAGAACGGCAACAGUCUUAAAAUGCACUAGGAAGCAGUGUGCUCGCUACACACUACAAAUUCCCGUUGGCCAGAACAAGCACCAGCUAUAGCUGUUGAUUAAAUCAGCAGAGCUUGCUGUGGGGUGGAGUCGUCCGGCCUCUCCUCAGGCUGCUCGGCUCUGCACCAUAUGGCACACACAGAGCGGCAGAGACGAGAAAAAAAAAAAAAAAAAAAAAAAAAAACGCUGGAGAGAUUGGGGAUAAUUAAAGCCAUGUCACGCAGGCCUGGAUUUGAGUAUGCCAGGAGGUCACCGAGUGUUGAAUCUGUUUACAGACAGCUAGGCUUAUUAAAGCAGGGGCGUCCGGCGCCGUCCUCGCUACCGUUCACACAUUCACAGCUUCAAUGCUGCUGUGCUUUUUCUGUCCUGUCCUCUCCUCCAUACCUCUCUCCAUUAUCCUCAAGCUUGUCUGGAGAGCGCUAAUGUUUUCCCUCAAGUGUCAUUGUUAUCACUAUCCGUGUGUCAGUUAUUUUCCCACAGGAGACCAAGGGGUGGGGGGUAGGAGGGGGGGUCUCCUACACUGUCUCAACAUUUUGUGAAACGAACACAGAGAUCAAAAGCAAACGACGUGCUGUGGCCGUGACUAAUGUUUUCAUGCUGAAAUGUUUGUCUGAUGACAGCAGAAAUCGGACGACGUGUUCAUUUUCUGAAAAAAAAGUAAAGCUUUUACCAUAAAAUAAGUUAUUUUCCGCUUAAUUUGAAGAAAGUUUAUUUACAAAGCUAGUUUCUUCUUCUUUGCUUUUAUGUUUUCAACUGCAGAUAUCUUGACUCGUUUUAUUCCUUCUCUCAGAAGAAUCCAUUUGCUGCCUCAGAGUUAAAAAGAUUUUAGCUUUACGAGAUAAUUGAUCCCAUUGAAAAUUAAACUUUUGUUUUGUCAAUUUACUUUUUUUUUUGCAAUUCAGAUCACAGAAAUCAGUUUGUACCUUAAAAGACGUAUCCUUUCCCCACUGCCAAAAAUAAGAUGUAUACUGUCGCGGAGAACCUUGUAGACAAGUCCGAGACAGGAACAGAACUGUAUCUAAAAACCACAACGGGCAUCUCAUGGCAGGAAGUAGCGGGAGCCAGUGGACAUGUGUUGACAGAAUCACCUCUUAAUUAAAAACCCUUCAAUUUCACAAAUAUUGGCGCUAAUUUCUACCAAUGCUACAAGUUUGUCAUCUUCAUUUGUGCUUAACAAUUAUCUGUAAAACUGUGAGAUUUUUAGCGUUGUUGUCUGCACUAUCUAUAACGGAAAAACCUUUCAUGGAACCGGUAUGGUCUUCAGAUCCAAAAGUAAAUAUCUUUCCUGUUCUGCUGACCUUCCUUUAUUUAAUGUCAAACUAGUUCUUAUUUCUGGUCACACACAGAAACAGUAAAAAAAGAAGUAUAUAGAUAUUUUUCUUCUUUAUUUUUUUCCGUUUGUUUGGAUUCCGAGACGCACUGGUCAUUUCUCAAACUUACGAGAACCGCGAUUCCUCUUGUUAGGCCUCUGGAGAGGACAGCAUGCCUUCUCAGUCCACAGUGUCCUUGUAUCUUCUCCCUUUUCCCACUACAUCUUUCUGUGUCUCACGUGCAGAUUCCUCUAAUCCAUUAUCACAAAGCCUCUUGUGAAACUGAAACUGUCAACUGUGUAAAAGUACACAGAAGCAGAGAGAGAGAGAGAGCGAGAUAGAGAAACGAGUGGCGCGGAUGGUAUCUGUACCCAUCGAAGUUCAACAGCAAUCAAAGGCAGACAUUUGUACAAAGGAUCACUGGAAACGACGUUUUCAGAUCGCUCUGUUCAUUUGAUAUGAAACAUGACUGUAAAACACAAUUUGCAAGUCUGUGUGUAAAUGAGUUUACAUACAGAUGAUACGAUAAAAUUAUACAGUUUUUUAAUUAUCAUUGUGAUCAUGAAUAACGUGUUAAUUUUAGUGUACUACUUUUCUUUUGGUGGGAUAGGUUCUGUUUUGCUGUAAAUACUGUGUAAAGGGUAGGGUACUGUAAAGAGAGUUAAAACUAUGUGAAUAAUUCUCACUACCACAGCUUCUUAGGAUCUGAGCGUUGUAAGUUGAAUGAGAGAAGCAACAUUUCUAUUGUUUUUACUAUUUCUUUAUUUUUCUAUUCUUGCCUUAACCCUUUUAGUAUCUGUCAUGGUUUAAUGUUUUAUCACAGCUUUAGGACAGCAUUAUGGAUUUUAACUAGCCUGUGUGUAUAUACAUAUACAGAUCUCUGAUCAGAGCAUUAAAAGCGGAGUCAAGUGGAUUUGGGACAUCGGAAUGAGCAUAGAUAAGCGUCUGUUCCAGGAAUCUCUACCAGCAGAUGAGGAGCUUGGGCAGACUAUUCACUGCAUCGGCAAGUCAUUUUUUUCCCCUUCCCAACACGUUUGUACGAUCUUAUCCCUCCACGGGAACCAGACAAAAGACAACUGUGUACACAUGUAAAGAAAAUCUAAUGUUGAAAAUGUUGUUCUUGAUUCAGUUCCUGCCGAAAAAACAAAAGCAUUGUGUUUCUCCUUUAAUGUCUGACUCUUUAAAAAAAAAAAAAAGAAAAGGAAAAAGAAAAAGAAAAAAAAAGAAAAAAAAACAGUUUUGGACCUUCUAGCUCCUGAUGUGCUUGUUCAUGUUUUUAAUAGAAGACCACGGCGGAGGGAUCCCCGAGUCUGUUCAUUGUUACUUCUCCAGAUCAGAGUGGCCAACUUAAUUGUACUCAAAGGGUUAAGUGUCAUUUGAAGACUGUGUCGUGAUAAGAGUUUGCUGUAAAAAAAAAAAAAAAAGAAAAUCUCUCGGUUAAUAAAUAUUUUAGUUGUUUACUUUA